CAGAUUGACUGGUGGGGGGAUAUUCAUAAUCUUUAAGUUUGGUUUGUAUCUUCAGAAAGGUAGGGGGCAAGAAUCUGAAUAGGAGAUUGUGUUUGGAGGCACAUAAUUUACGAGUUCGAUUACAUUAUUCGAUUUCAUUAAAUGUUGGGAAAGUGAUAAAAAGAACCUUGGAAGUGGGGAGAAAGUAAAAAAAAAAAAUCCCUAAGAGAAGAGGCAGAAAUUUGACAAGCGCUGCUGAUAGCGGAUAUGAUAAAAUAUCAGUUUUUAAAAUAGAAUAAAUGUCGUAUAAGUGCGCGUGCAUAUGCAGAAUAAGUACAAGAUAUUUUACGUUUUAUGAACAUACGUGUACACGCGCGUGCGCGUUGCGAGGUACAAAUACGUAAAAUUUCGCUGUCGAACGGUGAUCGUAUUGUGAAAAAUCCGUGUGGAGUAGCGAAAACAAAUAACUCGUGUCCGCCAUCUUGUGCCUCUCCAGCUGCGUUGAAAAAAAAGGAAGUGUGUGUGCGUGUGAGAGAGAGAGAGAAAGAGCGAGUGAGAGCGAGAGAGAGAGAGCGAGAAGGAAAGAAAGAAUUCCGGGGAGAAACGACGCGUGUGAUUUUUAUUCGGUGAAGAAGAAACAAAAAGGUUUAAGCAAAGGUGACCAACGGUCACCGAAUGUGGUCAAAGUCGCAAAAAACACGAAUAGGGAGGACUGUUGGAGAAUUCAAAGUAAGCGAGGCAAGGUAGCAUUGCGCUCAGAAGGAGGUUCGUAGGUUACCCCACCAAGUUUAUUCCUCCGUGUUCCCCCCUACCCUUUUGCCCUGGAUCCCGAGAUUAUUGCGCAGUUAGAAAAUUCAUUGAAUACAAACACCGCCGAAAACCUGGUUGCAUCUUUGAAAAGUGGCCCGCGCACAUCGUACGAUGGGUCGGUUGACUUUGUGAAUGAUUGGAAAGACGAAAGUAUUAUCAAGAAACCAUGACGAAUUCGGUACCGAAAUUGAAGAAUAAAGUAGAUCGGCAGGGUUCGCCGAAUGUCGGCGUAGAACGAUAUCAUCACCGUUCGAGUGCAAUCAAAUCGUCGACGUUUUUCUAUAAUGGUGGAAGAUCUCAUGGUAAAAGUUCAACCGGCAGAUUAAGCUGUAGCCCGCACAAUUCGUCAAAGGGCGCGAGAAAUUCGCCGUUGCGCUGCGAUUCGCCGUUGCGUUACUCGCGCGGGAGUCCUACAAACAGUUUCUAUGCGGGUGCAAAGUUUUCCGAACCGCCGUCUCCUGCGAGCCUUCCGAAACCACCGAGCCAUUGGACUACGAGACUGAUGGGCAGUUGUCAACAAUCCGACAGGAGUUGCGAUAUUUCAAAUCAUCUGAAGAUGAUAUUAAACGUCCAAGCCUGAUACCUAAAGACCAACAAACCGACACAAACGGUAACCAGCUCCUAAAAAGCAAAGAGACAAGGUACGAUAUUAUCGUUUCCACCCCUCAUUCUUGGAUUUGAGGAUGUAUUUUUUCUCUUGUACGCGAUGUCAAGCUGUUCGUUUGAAAA
Messenger RNA from Frieseomelitta varia, 1518 nucleotides. RefSeq names its product proline-rich nuclear receptor coactivator 2-like. Gene Ontology annotation, cellular component: nucleus. The transcript has 2 exons. The record is from RefSeq and is a predicted model, not a curated record. The coding region runs from base 956 to 1369 and encodes 137 amino acids. Lineage: Eukaryota; Metazoa; Arthropoda; Insecta; Hymenoptera; Apidae.